AUGUCUUAUUUAGAGAUGAUGAAUUUCAAACGAAUCUACCAUCGUUUCGAGAUAGUUCAAACACCUCAAAAUGUAAAAUGUUUUGUAUGUGGAAUGAGUUGUAAUGGAAAAAAUGUGUUAAAAUGUAAAGACUGUAAUAAGUAUUGUCAUGAAUUUUGUCAGGAGAGUGUUGUUUCUAACUGUUAUAGUAAAAAUAUUCGAGAUGAUAACAAACACUCAUUUGAACCAUCUUAUUCAGGUGGAAAUUGUGUUGUAUGUGGAAAGAGUGGAGGAACUAUAUUUCGAUGUAUUUGGUGUUCUCUUUUUGUCCAUAACACAUGCCAACCAAAAUUGUUAAAUUGUUGUAGACAACUUAUGUUAAAAAGUGAUCAAAGAACGCACUAUUUUAUAAAUGAAGGAAAAGGGAUUUGUGUAGUAUGUAAAAAAGAAAUUUGUCAAGAAGAUGGAAAUUCUUUUCAUUGCAUUUACUGUAAAAAGUCAGUUCAUGAAAAGUGUUGUAGUGAUGACUUAGAACGUAAAUGUGAUUGUGGGAAACUUGGAAGAUAUCUUAUUCAUCCUUGUGAAGUUAUUUUCAAAAAUCGGUACAUAUUAAAGGGACCUUUAGAACAUCCUAUAUUUUUUAUCAUAAAUGAACUUAGUGGUGGAAAACGUUCAAAAGAAGUUAUUUCUUUAUUGGGAAGUUAUUUUCAUCCAAUGCAAUUUAUUAAAAUUGAAGAAUUAACAAUAAAAGGAUCAACAGUAUCUCAAAACAAUGAUUGGUAUUCAAAAGAGAAAAAACCAAUUAUUGUAAUUUGUGGAGGAGACGGGAGUGUUGAAUCUUGUCUUGAUCAAUUUGGACCUUUUGUAACAUAUCUUCUAUUACCAUAUGGAACUGGAAAUGAUUUAUCUUUAAGUCUCGGUUAUAAUCCAUCAACAACACUUGCUGAAUUUGAAGCAAGUCCAAUUAGUUUAUUAAUGAAAAGAGUGAAUGACCAUAGAACGCAAAUUGAUAGAUGGAAAGUAACAAAAGCAACAUAUCCUGGAGAUUCUACUUUUUUUGAUUUUAGACAUUUUACCAAUUAUUUAAGUAUUGGAAUUGAUGCUGCUGUUGCUCAAUCAUUUUCUGAAAAAAGAGAAAUUGGACCAUGUGGAAGAUUUAUUAAUAAAUGUAAAUAUGCUAUGAGUGUAACUGCAUUGUUAGAUGAUUCUUGUAAGAAUAUUCACAAUAAAAUCAUUGUCGAAGUUGAUGGAGAAGAAAUUGAUUUACCUCCAAUGGAUUGUUUAAUAUUUCAAACAACAUUAACCUGUUAUGGUGGACAAACAUUAUGGAAUAAUCCUGUCGGGUUUAAAGAGCAAAGGAUGGAUGAUGGGAUGUUAGAAAUAAUGUAUAUUCGGAAUAUUGCUGAAUUAGGAUCAGUUUCUAUUGGAGUUUCAACACCAACUCCAUUAGCACAAGGAAAAGAAAUAAUAGUUACACUAAAACCAAAUUUUGUAUUACCACUCCAAACAGACGGAGAGCCAUUUCUUUUACAGAAUAGUGUAUUACAUUUUUAUUGUGAGUCCCAUAAUACAUUUGUAUCUUCUCAUUGA
Messenger RNA from Entamoeba dispar SAW760, 1569 nucleotides. Its product is annotated as diacylglycerol kinase, putative. The record is from RefSeq and is a predicted model, not a curated record. NCBI's taxonomy places the organism in Eukaryota, Evosea, Mastigamoebida, Endamoebidae. The transcript is spliced from 2 exons. The coding region runs from base 1 to 1569 and encodes 522 amino acids. Gene Ontology annotation, molecular function: ATP-dependent diacylglycerol kinase activity.